AGAGGGUAUGUAUAAACUUGUUGUUCUCGCUGGUUACUUAAACCUUCUCUUCUUCUACUUCCUCUUCAUUUCGCGACGUUGUUUUGUUCAGAUCUGAUUGAGAGAGAGAGAGAGAGAGAGCGGAGAAGAUGAGCGGCAAGAAAAGCUAUAAUGGGAUAACUGAUAUCCCGUCAGGGUCGAGGAAGAUGGUACAAAGCUUGAAAGAGAUUGUGAACUGCUGCCCUGAGGCAGAGAUCUAUGCCGUGCUCAAAGACUGUAACAUGGAUCCUAAUGAAGCCGUUAAUCGCCUCCUCUCCCAAGAUCCUUUUCAUGAGGUUAAGAGCAAAAAAGAAAAGAAGAAAGAGAAUAGGGAUAUACUGGAUUCCCGGCCACGAGGGUACAGUAACAGUUACAACCGUGGGAGUAGAGGUGGUUCUGAUCGUUAUGCUGGAGGACCUGGAAGAAGUGGAGCUACCUCUUUCAGCUCUAGUGAGUCGAGAAGUUUUCAAGGAAAAACUUCAAACAAGAGAGAGAGCGAGAAGGAGACUUAUGCAGCUUCUUUUUCUUCUACGUCUGGAGUAUCCAGCCACCAUCAGAUACCACACAGUGAUUCCGUUGCUGUGGACAGUAAAACGGCAACUGUUGGCUCGGGUGGUAGGAUAUCAUCAUCGCAGCCUGUUUCUGGACAGCAAACUGCAUGGUUUGGAGCUGCAGGUCAGAUGUCUAUGGCUGAUAUUGUGAAGAUGGGUAGACCUCAUAACAAAACAGCCAACUCUCAGAAAAAUCACGAGCAUGAAAUUGCCGCAAAUCAACAUGUACCUGUAAAAGAUCAAUGGCCCUCGAUUGAGAAGCCAAUGGCUGCUGCUAGCACUGCUUCUGUAUCAGUGGCACCAACUGAGUCAGAGAUAUGCAGUGGUCCAGCAGAUUAUCAGUCCAGUAGAGGAGAUCAACAACUGAAGGGCCAAUGGGAAGAUACACAGUUAGCAGAUAAUGGUCCCUGUGGAAAUCUUGGAAGAGAUCAGAUUCAGGCUGACACUGUCGCUUGUGGAGUUGUUCCAGAAGAUGAAUCUGGAGUGUCAUCUGAGUUUGAUGAUGCUCCAUACAGACACGAAACAACGCAGAACCAUCCUGUUGAGCACCAGAAAGAUGAAGAUAAUGUUUCGUCUGUUGCUGCCAACCUUCAAGAAUUAAGCAUAGAGAACCAUGAUAAACACUCCUCCCAUGAUGAGGUUAGACCUGAUGUCUUAAUUCCAGAUCAUCUUCUAGUCUAUACAGAAGAAUGCUCACACUUAAGCUUUGGAAGUUUCGGAUCAAGACCUUUGAACAACAACAACUUAGAAGAGGCAUCUGAUGUAGCUCCACAGAUUGAACAUUCUGAUGCUAGAAACACCGAGUUCUAUGGAGAUGAACCUCUAGGAAGCAUGUCCAAUGGAAAUACGGUCCAUGCGUCUACUGCAGAAAAUUACAAUGAUUCUUCAGAAUCUCAGGGAGAGGAUUUGUUGCCAGAAAAUCCUGAAACCGCUCAUCAGGAGAACCAGUACUCCGUUGCUCAAUCCGAUCAAGAGUAUGCAUAUGAAAACGCCAAGCAGCAGAUGAAUACUGCGUUUGAUGCUUCACAGGCGAGCAUGCAUAACCAGAUGCAGAAUCUUACCUCUUUAACAAAUGUAAUGCAAGGGUAUACAAACUCUAUUCCAAACACUCUAUUGGCACAGACAGCACAAAGUGCGAGGGAGCUUGAGCUUCAGUACACGACUUUCCCAGGGGCACAGUCCAUGCCAUCAAGAAGCAACGAUUCCUCACUAGGUGGCCAAAGCAUUUCUAUGCCAGAGGCACUCAGAGAUGGUGGUGGUAUUCAAACAACGCAGCCAAGCCAGCAGAACUUACCCGGUGCUAAUAUUGCUACUCAACAGCUACCAAUGCAUCCAUACUCUCAGCAUACUGUGCCUCUAACUCACUUUGCCAACAUGAUGAGUUAUCCUUUGAUGCCUCAGAGCUACCCAUACAUGCCAUUUGCUGGUAAUAGCCCAUACCACCCGUCACUGGCCGCUUUGCUUCCGCAGUACAAAAACAACGUCUUAGCCAGUAAUUUGCCUCAGUCAGCAACUUCUGCCCCCAUCUCCUCCGCGUAUGGGUUUGGGAAUUCAAGCAGUGUUGGAGCUCUUAACCAACAACAACAACAGGCAGCUCCUUCUGGGGCAACACUUAGUUAUGAAGACAUCAUGAGUCUACAAUACAAACACAACAGCCAUCUCUUGUCACUUCAGCAACAACAACAACAACAACAACAUCAGAAUGAUAACUCGCCUUUAUGGGUUCAUGGACCUGGUUCUCAAACAAUGUCUGGUGUCCAGAGCAAUGCCUACUACAACCUUCAAGCACAACAGCAAGCUCAGCAACUUCGACAAGCUCAGCAACAGGCGCAGCAGCAACAUGGAUCGCUCGGUUACCCUAACUACUAUCAGUCACAGACCGGAAUGUCAAUGGAGCACCAACAGCAAAACCCAAGGGAGGGUGGCUCGCAAGGCCAACCUUCAAAGCAAACUCAGCAGCAGCACCUCUGGCAAAACUCUUACUAGGCAGUUUCAGCCUCAUGGGUUUUGUGUACUUGUCACGUAGCCGUGGCUAUAAAGCUGAGAGCCAGUUAUAUAGGUUAUCGGUUAUUUGAGUUGUUGGGUAGGGAGAGUGAAAGAGAAAAGAACGGAUCCUCACCAUGUCACUGUGAGUGUAUUUGUCAUCUUCUGUAAACUUUGAAAACAAGCAAACUCAAAUUUUGAUCAAUGCAACUGAAGAACCAAAGAAAAAAAAGCAAAGGCUUAUAGGCUUAUAGCUUUGUCUUUGUGUUCCAACUUGUAUAGUAUCUUCGGUUUUUGUUCAA
This is a messenger RNA of Brassica rapa (field mustard), 2854 nucleotides long. RefSeq lists its product as uncharacterized. Gene Ontology annotation, molecular function: protein binding. The record is from RefSeq and is a predicted model, not a curated record. Lineage: Eukaryota; Viridiplantae; Streptophyta; Magnoliopsida; Brassicales; Brassicaceae.